AUGACCAGCCAGGAAGAGGCAGAGAGGGUUAUUCGGGAGCUCACUGGCGAAUACAAGCUGGACGAAAACGUAUAUGAGAGUGGCAGAAAGUUCUUGCGCGAGCUGCUUCUAUAUAUCGACGCGAAGAAUUUCACGAAAGCUAAAAAGCACAAAGAAUAUCCAUACGUGUCUUUCAAAAUUCACUCUAGUCAUAUUGAAGUUGAGUUCAACGACGACGGUCUUACAAGCAGAGAUCUACAACAAAUUUGUCUGCCUUCCAGCACUGAGGAUGAAAGCCCUGGCGAAGAUGGUCUCAGCUCGGUCUUAAGGUCUACAGCCAAGAUUUAUCUUCAGUCAGGCAACUUCUCCUUUGACUUGCGUCUCUCAUCGAGUCAGGGUAAAAUAAAACCAAUUUGGGUCUCGCCACCUGCCCCAAUACCCGAUUCACUAACGCGCAUGGUUGUCUAUUUUCACGACUAUGGCACCGAAGACCAUCUGGAACGCCUAAAGAGCGUUAUUCUAGCACAAUUUGAAAGCUUAACCGCCGAAAGCCUACUGUUUCUUAGAGCCCUUCGGCGCAUAACUGUUGAGUUCUACCGCAAGGGCGGUGAGCUCCGUCAAUCCAAGCGAUUCUGCAAGCAUUCGAUGAAAGACAACCGCGAACUACUCAGAACGACAAUCGGUAAUCACGAUGAAGAGGAGGGAGAAGGUCAAGUGUUCUGUGUGACGGAGCGGGGAGCUUGGGGUCGACGAAAUGUCAAAUUAGCGUUCCCACUGACCGAGAGUGGCAAACCAUUAAUCGACACAAAAGAAAAGGGGAUAUUCAACAUCUUGCCCAUCAGCAAAUCAAAAUAUAACUUUUUGAUAGACGCCGACCUUGAGUUCGACAAUCAUCAAAAGCUUAAGCCGAACUCAAAGAAAAAUCAAGAAAUUCGCAUUUGGAUCGCAGCGGCUUUCUUGCAAGCCAUUACCAUGUUUCUCACUCGUGCCAGUCUUCGUUAUGAAUGGCCAUUAUUCCUCCCUCACAUUACUCACAAGACACCCCUCAGCCUAGAAAUCCGGUUCAUGGCCCAGAAAAACCUUUUGGUGCAGGUGUAUAAUCAGUCGGCAUUGCGAUGCAUGGAUGAGAUAACAAUUCUACCUGACCAUUUGAAAGACGAGAACGGGCAACCGCUGCUAGAACCUUUUGCAAACGACAUGCUCUUGUCAACAGACUAUCCUCCUCGCGUGGUGGAGAUCUUUAAGGAGCACGGUGCAAAGACCAUGCAGGAUGAGAUUUUCUGGGGACACCUGGAGUAUAAUAUGAGGUUGAAGAGUCCUAAGAUGCAUCGGAAAUACACUACUGAGGAGUGGCAUGCACGAAUGGCACGAUUUCUUCUCCAGUUCUCGGAAACGUCAACAUUAAAUGCUUCGAGGGUUAAGUCCCUUGCAAUUGUGCCUCUGAGAGAUGGGACAUGGACGUCUAUGCUAUCUGGCGCGGUCUAUUUUCCACGUGCGGGAGACAAUUCCAUCCCGGACACCAAAUAUUUGAGGAUGGUAGCACCGCCCGCUACUCAACAUCCAGAUCGGUAUGCUUUAUUCAAAUACCUUGGGGUUGCUGAGCCCUCCCUCAACAUUGCCAGGGAGUCAGUUCGCGAAAGCCUGAUCGCAUCGGAGACUCUCCCGCUUAAACUUGUCAACGACUAUCUACAAUAUCUCUACCUCACGCAUGAAGCCAGCGACUGGACGCGGUAUGACUACAAAGAAGUUAAGGUUCUAACAACAGACUCAACUUUUGAAAGGCCACAAUAUAACGUCAAGACAAUUUACCUACCAGGCAAGGAUCACCCGUUCAGUGCUGAAAGCCUUCUGGGGCCUGUGAACUCCUCUUCUCCUUGCUUGUUCUUACAUCCUGAUACUUUGAGCAACGUGCCUACUCAGGGCAACUCUUCACGCAUAAGUUGGAAAAGGUGGCUUUGCGACUACGUCGGCUUAAGGGAAGACAUCUGCUUAGAGUCAGAGGAGACAGGAAAACUAUCGUCUGAUUUCCUUCAUAUCAUAAGUCAAAGUCCAGACAAGCUUCUGGACCUGCUUGAAUAUCUUCUGUCUAAAAGUGAGGUGGAGUUAUCAAGCGAGUCUACCAUCAUGUCCGAGAUUCGACAACUGUCUGCAAGCAACCUUUGCGUGGUUGAAUUCACGAUUAAGCUUCAAGAUACUUGGCUUCCCCUCAAAGCUCUCACCGAUAUAGUUGAGUCCUACAUGGAACAACCCGAACAGUUCCCUUUUCUGAGAUACAUUCAAGACGAUACUGGAGGCAUCGGCACACAGUGGAACUUUCUAUCUGAGAAUCUUCUCAUUGGUAAGGAAGAUAAUCUCGACUUUCGUCUUGAGAUCUUGCGUUCAAUCCGUCGCUCAGAUCCUCCAAAGAAUCCCAGUCGCCAACUCCAAAAGGUUCUGGAUUUAUACGCUUCCAUAUAUACCAAGUUCACUGCUUCCGGAUUAAGGACUGCUGACAGAGAGAAGCUCAGAAACUUCUUCAAUGAGUCCGGUGUGGCCUACUUGAAUGGAGAAGAACUUGAGUGGACGAGCUCUUCGUCUUGUAUAUGGGACGCACCACCAGACAUGGUCACGAUGCGCUGUCUCAAGUCCUGUUACAACCUACAAGGCUCGAACAUUGAAGUUAAAAGCGCCCUACAGAACCUUUUUUUUGAAACUCUUGGCAUACAGAAUGCUCAACUUGAACAUUUGGUCGCAGAGUUGAAUGAGUUGCGCAUCAGAAAUGACGAGGAUCCUGCAGGGAUUCUCCAGAUAUACGACUUCAUGAACACGAAGAUUCCUUCAUCUCAUGAUAUUAGGACUUUAUUUGAGAGCUCACCGCUUAUCUUCAUCUCCGACGGCCAAUAUAUAGGCUGGCACACCUCUACUGAAGUCCUAUGGUCUAGCAACACGGACCUGUGCGGUAUGGGAACCCUGGACGAUACAUAUGAAUCACUUCGUGGUUUCUUCGUUCAAAAGCUUGGCAUUCAGUCAUUAUCGCUACGAAUACUUUACGACCGCUUGAUCAAGUCUCCUAAGUGCGAGCCACAGCAGAUGAAAGAGGCCAUUUUCAUCUUGAAUGACUUCCUACGACGCGAGCCAGUGUUCCUGGAUCCGCAACCUGUCAGAAAUGCCGAAAUAUUCCCUGUCAGAGAUCCCGAUGAGGGGAUCUCCCUGAGAUCUGCAGAAAAAGACUUUGCCAUCGGAGAUAAUGACAAUUUGAGGAUCAUUUUCGAAAAACAUAUCAGUCUCCUUGACUUCAACCUUCAGGAAUUCUAUCGCCUAAAGCCUUUCUUUGAAUGGCUAAAACUUGAAAGUCGCUAUUUUCGCUAUUUGUCUAGAUGUGUCCGAGAGGACGUGACGGUCGUUGCUACAGAGAGAGGUCUCUUCAAAGCACCUGCAGCUCCAAUACCCUUUAAGAAGCGAAACUUGAAAGCCAUGGCCCGCUAUAUUACUCGGGUUGCGGCGAGUUUCGAUAGCCCGUACUGUCGCUCUAGGAUCAAAGCCUUGCACAAGCAUCUAUGCGAGAUUGAAUGUGUACAAGUAUGGAGGAUAAAUACCUUCUUCAUUCUACAACAGAAUGGCGAGACCUUUGUAUCAGAGAGUCAGAUAUCUAAGGCACAUAUUGCAGAACCUGAUGGGAGACUCACGAUCUAUGUUCCCAUGGAUCUCGUAUCACAGGAAGUCUGUUUCGGCUCAGUAUUGCCCAGAAAGCUCGCAAUAUGGAUCAUGCAGGAUCCGGAAAGUAGCAGCCGACCUCACGUUGACAUCGAGAUGGUUAAUGCACUGACUGCCAUCUUGGCCAGCGAGACGACAUCUCUCGACGAGAUCCUUGAUGAACUAGGUAUUGCCAGAAUUUCGUAUGAUGGCCUCAGCGACGAUGGAGAUGAAGCUACGAGACAGAGGAUAUCAUUCAAAAAUGUCGUUGUACGGCCCCGAAAGGCAGACUCGCUGUCGUUUAGUGUCCCCGUCAGCAACUCAAGCGAAAGUGUAUCUUUGAAGACGGUUGAACAUACCGAACCCAACGCUGUGACUGGGUGA
Molecule: messenger RNA, 4035 nt
Organism: Fusarium fujikuroi IMI 58289
Lineage: Eukaryota; Fungi; Ascomycota; Sordariomycetes; Hypocreales; Nectriaceae
Exons: 7
Coding region: 1-4035 (1344 amino acids)
Source: RefSeq, a predicted model, not a curated record